GAAGAGCAGACAGUAGAAACAGUUUGAGGAAGUCAUCGGCCGUCUAUAACUCUCAGACAGCAGAGGACAGCUGAGCGCGGGGCAGUUCUACUCAGAGGUUCGACUCAGGGACCAGAUUUGGCAUCAGAAAGUUAGAGGAGCAUGGAGAUGGAGACAGUGACUGAGAAGACGGAGGAGAAGGAAGGAAGGAAGGAGGAGAAGGAGGGGAAGGAGGUCAGCAGUAAAGUAGAGGAAGCAGAAACAGCUGAAUACUCCCUUCUACGUCAGCCGACUGAAGACAUCUACACUGAGACUUAUUUUGGUAAUUCAACUCACCAAAGUCAAGGUCAGAGAAAGCUCCGUCUGCUCCAGGCUGCCUGUGUGAUCCUGAGCUGCGUGUCACUGGUUCUGCUGCUGAUCCUCAUCAUCAGCAGCCUGAAAGAAUCCAGCAGUUGUUCGCAUUUGGAAAUUGACUCCAGCACCUGCAACACCAACUGUGAUAAUGUGAUGCCGCAAGACUGCCCCCAUUGUCAGUACUGUCCCGACGACUGGCUGCAGCUAGACCGCUCCUGUUUCCACUUCUCCACAACAAGACUCAACUGGGACGACAGCCAGAGAAACUGCAGCGCGUUGGGAGCAUCGCUGGUAGUGAUCUCCAGUUCGAAUGUCCAGAAUUAUCUGGUUGACAAAGGGAGCCUCCCUUACUGGAUCGGGCUGAGAAAGCGAAACGGCCGCUGGACCUGGGUUGACAACGCUAACCUGACCACGAGAUUCUGGUCCAGCAGCUCACCAACAGGCGCGUGUGCGUUCCUGAAUGCAAAAACUAACGACAGUAAGAACUGGGAGACGGCAACCUGCACUGACAACGCCUACUUCAUCUGCCAGCUGAGGAUCUGACAAAGAAGCUUCGACUGGCUUGCGAAGAUUCCACCAUUUCUAUUGCUGGCAUGACUGUCGCUGUAUUAUUCUUUCACCACUCACCUGUGCGGUCAUCACCCUCCAUGGCUCUGGACAGAGUCUUUGCCAGAUGGCUGAGCUCCUCGUGUAUUCAUCCACAGAUGCCACCCAAAUUGCAGGUUGUGUUUCUUAUUCUUAUAUUAUUUUUAUUCAUUGUGCCCUAUUUUCUUUAAUCUAUUAAGAUGGAUAUGAUGAACUGAAUGAUUUGCUGAAAAUAUACAUGUACAUUCUUCAGAAAGAAUAUUGAAUCAUGGUAAUUAAAUGCUUUUCAUACACAAGAAAAAUGUUUUUUAAUCUGCUC
This is a messenger RNA of Synchiropus splendidus (mandarinfish), 1237 nucleotides long. RefSeq lists its product as uncharacterized. The transcript has 8 exons. The coding region runs from base 142 to 876 and encodes 244 amino acids. NCBI's taxonomy places the organism in Eukaryota, Metazoa, Chordata, Actinopteri, Syngnathiformes, Callionymidae. The record is from RefSeq and is a predicted model, not a curated record.